AUGGACUUUCGCAGAAUACUGAACAGAGAUGCAGAAGGAAAUCAAGGUCAAAACGCGAAUACCAUACAACAGCGCCUCACAGAGCUACUACGAUCAUACGACAGAUCCGGAGGAAGCAGUACGACGGACUUAUGGGAACUACGACGUAGGUUCGCCAAUAUCAUACCUUUCGACGACCCCUUUUUUCUCCCAAAAUUCUCCGACUUUGGCCUAUCAGCCAGAGAGCUCGAUCAACAGAACGGAAGGGCCACUUUCCAACUCGGCGGCGUCAUCCCAGCUGUCGGAUUACCGAUUGAGUAUACCCCACCGGUGGUACUCCAUCCCGAUGCGUUCGCACAUUUCGUGCCGAGGUUCAGACGUCAGAACCCCUUUCGCGACCAACAGCCUCCUCCCAUACCGCCACGUCCUAGGCUACCCCCUAUCAUACCGCGGGCCGAGAACGCUUAUCAACAAGCUGUCGGUAACGCAGGAGCAGCAGCCAUCAACGCCGCAAACCAAUUACGUCCAGCCCUGCCGCCACUCAGAGACGUCCUCAACCCGUUGGGACUUACCGCAGAAGAACACCCAGUUGAAACCGCCGAGAAUGUGGCAUCAACUUCCAAGAAACGACAUCGGCACAAACAUUGCAAGAGCUCUUCGAAGACCAAGCGACGACGCAAGAAAAGCUCUUCUCCAUCAUCGUCCAGUUCUUCUUCCCUCUCCUCGAGCGACAGCUCGAGCGACUCAGACGACGUGGUCGACACCCUACCCUUCGCAAAGGCCAAGAAUCACAUUUCUGGUCCCUUACCAGUUGGCGCUCAAGACAUCGCAGAUGCGGUCAAAGCUUACAGGAAAGCUGGCUGGGCAGUCUCGAUCGACAAGUUCAAUCUGGAACCGAACAGGCCACUGGGCUUCCCUUUUUCCCUUGUACCGGCUCUCCUCAGAGGCCACUACAUCUGCCCAGUCAAGGUGUUAUGGCCGGAUGAAUACGAUGCGAAGAAGUCACCAAAACCCACAGACACUUUCACAUCAAUCCGUCACUUCUUCCCGAACGAGCGCGAGUGGCGACGCGUCAUCGACCUCAUCGGAGCCGCCAUCGUUUUCGGUUUUCCAACCACUGAGGACGAUAUGCGCAGGUACCUGGAGCACAUUUACGACAUGCUCAACCUCUUCGCAGAGCACGGCGACUGGUCCCAAAUUGUCGACUACGACGCCCGAAUGCGCCUCGCUUUUGCAACAAGACCAGCACUCUCCUUCGGAGAUUUCAACAGCCCAGCCCUUCUCGCUGUCAGAACCUUUGCCACGUCUACUGGCAUCCAAAGACAACGACCUACCCCUAGCGCUGCCCAACCUACCUACGCUUCCCAUGCUGUACAAAACGCAACGCCACAAUCUUACGCGUCUUCUAGCGCGCGACCCUUUAGGGAAACUACCCAUGCACCGAAGCGCAGGAAUUCUCAGGCUUCUACGCCCCGCCCUGUAUGGCACGGCAACAUCAAGCCGACAACCCUUGCAGAACCGGACGUAUUCACCAUGUGUGCGACGUCGUCGGAUGCAACGCGUCUCACACCCGCAAACAGCACUACAACCUCAACUAGAGUUCUUGACACGACUAUCAAGAGCUUUGUGCUACAAUCGGUCAGCGAGACCCUCACCAAGUAA
Melampsora larici-populina 98AG31 is the source of this 1641-nucleotide messenger RNA. RefSeq lists its product as uncharacterized. The transcript has 2 exons. NCBI's taxonomy places the organism in Eukaryota, Fungi, Basidiomycota, Pucciniomycetes, Pucciniales, Melampsoraceae. The coding region runs from base 1 to 1641 and encodes 546 amino acids. The record is from RefSeq and is a predicted model, not a curated record.